Didymodactylos carnosus is the source of this 525-nucleotide messenger RNA. NCBI's taxonomy places the organism in Eukaryota, Metazoa, Rotifera, Eurotatoria, Philodinida, Philodinidae. The record is from the annotation of a GenBank genome assembly.
AUGGUUAUACAAUUGAAAGCAUUGUGUAAUAAUGCUGAAUAUGUAUCUGUCACAUCAGAUAUAUCGACUGAUACGCAAGCACGUUCUUAUAUUGGUAUUACCUUGCACACAUUUAUUGAUGAUGAUUUAAAAUCAAAACCAUAUUUAUUAUCAUUCACACCAUUGAAAGGUCAUCAUACAGCUGAUGUUUUAUUAGCUGAGUUUGAAAAAGUGAUUAAUUAUUAUCAUAUUGAGAAACAAUUAGUACGUUUAAUUACGCAUAAUACAGCAAAUAAUAUAAAAGCAUUUAAUGAUAUUUUACUUCCUGGUUUUGAAUCAUAUUUUGAAAAUGAUGACUUUAGCAAUGAGGACAAUAGCUUAUCACAAGAUAAUAAUGAUGAUUGUGAAGAAAAAUGUGAUGAUGAUUCAAAUGAUCAUUUUGAAUCAGUACCGUUAGCUGAUGAUAUUAUUCAAUGUGUUAGUGAAAAUUUAGAACUAUUACGUUUACUAUGCUUUUGCUCAUACAUUGCAAUUGGUUGUCAAUGA